Aspergillus nidulans FGSC A4 is the source of this 2337-nucleotide messenger RNA. RefSeq lists its product as uncharacterized. NCBI's taxonomy places the organism in Eukaryota, Fungi, Ascomycota, Eurotiomycetes, Eurotiales, Aspergillaceae. The transcript is spliced from 4 exons. The record is from RefSeq and is a predicted model, not a curated record. The coding region runs from base 1 to 2337 and encodes 778 amino acids. Gene Ontology annotation, molecular function: nucleic acid binding; zinc ion binding.
AUGCCUACUACGCCUGAGCCUCCCGAGCCCCCGAACCAGAAAUCUGCUCGUCUUAGCCGAGAUGAUCGACUUCGAAUCUUGACUCUUCGAGAUGCGGGGUUCACAUACCACCAGAUUGCUACGCAGCUGCGACUGACCCAUCGACAAGUUCAAUAUACGUGCCAGUCACAACAAGCAACGCCGAAAAAGCCACGGGGACAGAAACCCAAACUCUCUGAGGAGGAUGUCGAUAAGAUUCUCGAGUUCAUCUGUUCUUCUGAGCGAACCCGCCGCUUGCCCUAUUACAAGGUUAUCCAAGAGCUGGACCUUCCUGUGGGGACAACAGCCUUAGCUCGAGCUCUCGCAAAGCGAGGCUAUACACGAUGCAAGGCUCUUGAAAGGCCGCCUCAAUCUGACUCUAAUAACUCUAAUCAGCAUUCUAAUGCGACUUGCCUUACUUCAGGCUACCAUAAAGGAAUCUACAUGACCCGAAAAGGAGGUGAAGAAUUCGAAAGCUGGUUAUGGACCUCACCUCAAAAAUUGUGGAACGUGUGGGAAACCAAUCCAUGGCUCUUCUCUAGUGCCCUCUGUCUUCUGGAAAAGUGGACAUUUCGAGAGCUUCAGCAAAGAAAAACUCAAUAUCUGAAGACUGCGACGGCGCCAGGGGCGAGCAAGACGGUCGAUUUAGGGCCAGAAAUCCCGACUGGAACAACCGAGGCAACCGUAUUUGAGACGGCCGAGACUUACAAGACAGUCGAGAGAAUCCAAAGCGCCAAAGGCAUCAAGAUAGACGAUCCUAGUGGGCAGCUGCAUGCAAAGUUGGCAGCUGAGGACCCUGAUCGACGGUUGCAGGGAGAGCCAGUAUCUGGGACAUUAGGUAUAGAAGAAUCGACAUCCGGGAUGUCAGGAGAAUUAGAGAUUCCUGCCUACCAGGCAGUGGCACCACGGAAGAUUGUCGCAUUCAAAAUCGAGAAGCUGGACCGGACGAAUGUGAGCAGUUGGAAAGUUCAAUACAAGUUGUUCCUGAGGACACAAGGUUGCUGGAGUGUGGUGGAACAUACGUACAACUGGCGUGGAAAUGCACCCUGGGUCAAAAAGCUCUUAGAGGACCCAGCAUGGGAAGCAUUAGAUGCAAUGGCCAAGUUAUACAUCCUCCAGAAUAUUAAGGUGGAAGAUAAGGCUUCUGUUCUGAGAUUGGAGACAUCUGGAGAUAUGUGGGCCUUCCUAAUGAAGAAAUAUGAGCGACGAACGCAGGUUGAUGUUACCAAUGCAAUUCGGAAGGUAACACGCUGGCAGAUGGAUCCAAAGAUGAGCCUCGAGGGGGCAAUGCAACAGCUGGAUCAAUAUAAUGCGGAAUUAGAGGAUAUUAGCAGCGGGAAGGUGAAGUUUGAUAGUAUGGCCAUUCUUAUCAUCUUCCUGAAUGGAUUGCCAUCAAAGUAUGAUUCUAUGAAGUUUUCGCUUCCGGUCCAUGAGGACCUAACCCGCGGAGUGGUGCUCUCACGGCUCCAACAGCAGGACAGCAUGAUGAGUACCGCCAAAGAGAAUUGGAUUGUCUCUGCAAACCUGACGAAGACGAAUGUCACAACAUGGAAAUCGGAUGUACGGGAGUUUUGUCAGAUACAAGGAGUGUGGGAGGUAGUAGAGCAGACUCUGCGGAGGCAGAAUAAGCCAGAAGAGCUGCAGAAACUACUUGAUCAGCCUUUGUGGGCCUCUCAGGAUGCAACAGCCAGAUAUUAUAUCAUGAAGAGCAUUAAAGAAGAGGAUAUGACUGCAGUUCGGGAUAUGAAGAGCUCAGGAGCAGUCUGGAAAUACCUGAUGAGUCGAUACGAACGAACAACACAAUAUGACACGGUCAGACUGGCACAAAGGAUCACCCAAUGGAAGAAGAACCCUAAGGUUGAUAUUGAGGCAUCUCUCCAACAGUUGGAGCAGUUGAAUGCUGAUCUAUACGAAGUCAGUGACCAGAAGAUUAAGCUCCAUGAGUUGAUGAUACUUGUCAUAUUUCUGAACGGAUUGCCUGAGGAAUACAGUACAAUGAGAGACUGCCUAUUCGGCAAUAUUCCGCUCGAGAGGGGCUUUAUCCUAUCAAGAUUGCAGCAGAAAGAGUUGCAGCUAAGGAACAGCACCAGCGAGAAAACUGGCAAAUCUGCAAACCGAGCUGAGCAGAGAAAAUGCUUCAAUUGUGGCAAAAGAGGCCAUUUGAUACGAGAUUGUGGAGCUUCAAAGGACCUAGAACAGAGCAAUUCCUGGGAGAACCCUCAGGGAAGGAGUCACCGAAAGGGUCAGAGCAGGGCCAGAAUACAUGGAAAUGGCAGAGAUAAGAGCCGGCCGGCAGAGGAACAAUUAGGAUCCUGUUGA